AACAGAAGGCUACGUCAUAGUCAUGCGCGCAAAAGCUUACAACACAGCGCUGCCUCGUUUUUCGUCGACACAAAAAUAAUACGCGUAAUUGCAGAUAACAAUGACGACUUUAACCAGACAGGAUCUUAAUUUCGGUCAAGUGGUUGCAGACAUCUUGUGUGAGUUCCUCGAGGUUGCCAUUCACCUCAUUCUCUAUGUCCGUGAAGUCUAUCCCUCUGGAAUAUUUCAGAAGAGAAAGAAAUAUAACGUUCCCGUGCAGAUGUCACGCCACCCUGAGCUGAAUCAGUACAUCCAAGACACACUCCACUGUGUGAAGCCACUCAUUGAAAAGAAUGACGCAGAAAAAGUGGUGGUUGUCAUCAUGGAUAAGGAGCACCAUCCUGUUGAGAGAUUUGUCUUCGAGAUCUCACAACCUCCCCUCCUGUCCAUCAGUUCAGAUACUUUGCUUUCACAUGUGGAGCAGCUGCUCCGGGCAUUCAUUCUGAAGAUUAGUGUGUGUGAUGCUGUUUUAAGUAAUAAUCCACCAGGGUGUUCAUUUACCGUGCUGGUUCACACAAGAGAUGCUGCGACUCGUAACAUGGAAAAGGUCCAAGUUAUCAAGGAUUUCCCGUGGAUAGUUGCAGAUGAGCAGGAAGUCCACAUGCAGGAGCCCAGACUCAUUCCUCUGAAAACCAUGACGUCAGACAUUGUAAAGAUGCAGCUUUAUGUAGAAGAGAGAGCACAAAAAACAUAGAAUCUCCUGGAGAGUUCUGCAACCAGACAUGAAAUUGCUUUGUUUAUAUAUGUGUGUGGAUUGUCUUUGUGAGGAUCAUGACAACCUUUUAAAGAACUGCAAACUGUUUUUAUCAUGUGAUGUGUUUGUCUUGACUGUAUCUGUUAAACUGACAUGCCAUAAUAAAAAAUAA
Synchiropus splendidus (mandarinfish) is the source of this 905-nucleotide messenger RNA. RefSeq names its product mitotic arrest deficient 2 like 2 (gene mad2l2). Bases 101 to 733 code for a protein of 210 amino acids. Lineage: Eukaryota; Metazoa; Chordata; Actinopteri; Syngnathiformes; Callionymidae. The record is from RefSeq and is a predicted model, not a curated record. Gene Ontology annotation, cellular component: zeta DNA polymerase complex. The transcript has 8 exons.